Molecule: messenger RNA, 2677 nt
Organism: Megalops cyprinoides (Indo-Pacific tarpon)
Lineage: Eukaryota; Metazoa; Chordata; Actinopteri; Elopiformes; Megalopidae
Gene: nim1k
Product: NIM1 serine/threonine protein kinase
Exons: 7
Coding region: 1170-2675 (501 amino acids)
Biological process (GO): protein phosphorylation; intracellular signal transduction; microtubule cytoskeleton organization
Cellular component (GO): cytoplasm
Molecular function (GO): protein serine/threonine kinase activity; ATP binding; tau-protein kinase activity
Source: RefSeq, a predicted model, not a curated record
UAGAAGCGGGUGAGGCACUGAAAUUCAUUCACAGAAAAAAAUAGAAUGUAGGAUAUCGAUUGACUUGAAUCGCCAUCCUGGAGGUCCGCGCUGCGCAUGCAUGCAUUUCAGUAAGUCUCUCAGUCCUCUCUGCUGGUUGAUCUGGUAGGGUACCAUGGGUUCCUGAAUGCUCUGAGCAUUGUACUCUUUCUCCUGCGGCAGUUGCAAGACUACAGACCUGGAAGUAGUGUACGCAGCAUCUUCACCUUGUCCUGCUUUCAUUCGGACCCCCCCUCCCCCCAGCCCACUGGCCUCUGACUGGAGUCACUGCAGAGGUCAUUUGAGCCAGUGCAUCGUGAGUCUGUUCUGAGUCUACAGCACACAGAUCCUGUUUUUACCAGGUACAAUAUAGUGGAUGUUCCACUCAAGACUCAGGAGAGUGCAUCUUCAGUUUCGGGAGCUCUAAAUAAGGCAGGGAUUAGGAUCUGCAGUCAUAGACUGUUAAUCUUAACAGCAGGGAGUCCCCUGGAAGAGUGAGUGAGUGAGAGAGAGAGAGGGAGAGAAAGACUGAAACGACCUGCUGUUCAGUGUAGUACUCUCAGUCAGGUUUUCUGUGGGAACGAAGAGGUGGGGUCUGGCCACGGGUUCAACUUGGAGCAAGUACAUGAGACACAAAGCGUGGGCAAGAAGACAACAAAGUCAUUCCUGCUUUGUCCUGGAAGAGCAACAACCUUCUCUGACUGUUCCAGUGUGUUUGCUCCAUCCUUCGCAUCCAGCUUCAUCCUGGACAUAAAUUCAAAUUCAAAUGUGUUUUCUUGGCAUGUCCAUAAUAAUACAGUAUUUACAAAGCAAUGGAUUUAGAAUGGACAUAAACAGCAACAGUCUUGUUAUCAGGAGGCAAAGAAAAGCCAUCUGAAUUCAGUCGUCGAGGAGACGGGCUCGUUUGUUUGGUUAAGCAACUUCGUCUACUCUUGGCCUUCAUUGGUUCAGACGGAAAACCAGUCACAGCACCAAUCCCCACCGUUGCCAAAAAAGAGCCCAAUUUGGAUCCUGAGAUGCUGGCAGAGCUUUGGUUCUUUUCUGAAUCAAAGUGGACUUCCAGAAGGAUGCAGUCCUGUAUGGCAGAAACGAAAGAAGGUAGCCCCCAAUCACAGAUGCCAUGAGCUAAGCCCCCUGCGCCCCUCAGCGAGAUGACAGCCGUGUAUCCGAGCGGGGGCACCGCUCACAGGGAUGUGGGGCCUGCCCCAGAAAAUGUGGGGCCCGUUCUGGAAAACACGGGGGCCACUCUUGAGAGCGUAGGGCCUGCCCUUGAUAGCGUGGGGCCCGUCCUGGAAAACAUUAGUCCCACCCUCGAUAGUGUGGGUCCCGUCCUGGACAACGUGAGGCCCGCCCUCGAGAACGUGGGGCCUGCCUUGGGGAAUGAGGGCCCUGCCCCCGGCAGCCAGCGUUAUGCUCGCUGGAGCCGGCAGGACAGCUCCGACAUCUGCACCGAUGACGAGGGUGUGGCCCCGCGCCGGCUCACGCCGCUGGAGAAGCUCAACUUGGACAUGUGCCAGGACGAGAAGAUGGUCCGCGAGCUGACAGUCGGCCGCCGCAUCGGCUUCUACAAGAUCCGGGGCGAGAUCGGGUGUGGCAACUUCUCCCAUGUCAAGCUGGGCGUUCACGCCCUCACUAGAGACAAAGUGGCGAUUAAGAUCCUGGAUAAGACCAAGCUGGACCAGAAGACCCAGCGGCUGCUCUCCAGGGAGAUCUCCAGCAUGGAGCGCCUGCACCACCCUAACAUCAUCCGUCUGUACGAGGUGGUGGAGACGCUGUCCCGCUUGCAUCUGGUGAUGGAGUACGCCGGGGGAGGGGAGCUCUACACCAAAAUCACCACCGAGGGCAAGCUGUCCGAUAUUGACAGCAAGAUCGUUUUCUCUCAGAUCCUCUCUGCUGUCAAGCACAUGCAUGACAACAGCAUCAUCCACCGGGACCUGAAGGCGGAGAACGUGUUCUACACCUGCAGCACCUGUGUGAAGGUGGGUGAUUUUGGCUUCAGCACCGUCAGCCGCCGGGACGAGACCCUCAACACCUUCUGCGGCUCGCCCCCCUACGCAGCACCGGAGCUCUUCCGGGACGAGCACUACGUGGGGGCCUACGUGGACAUCUGGGCGCUAGGCAUCAUGCUGUUCUUCAUGGUGACGGGCACCAUGCCAUUCCGUGCCGACACGGUGGCCAAGCUGAAACGCUGCAUCCUGGAGGGCACCUACGUGGUGCCACCAUUCGUGCCUGAGCCGUGCCAGCGGCUGAUCCGCGGCAUCCUGCAGCCGGUGCCCGCCGACCGCUGCACCCUGGACCAGAUGAUGGGCUGCGAGUGGCUGCUGCCCGUGGAGUUCCCUCGGGCCAUGGAGCCCUUCCGCCUGGACCCGCUCUACCUGGCGGAGGCGGAGCCAGGCGAGCUGGACGAGGACGAGGUGGAGGUGAAGACCGCCCUGGAGGCACUGGGCAUCACGGCCGAGCACAUCCGCAACAACCAGGGCAAGGACUGCCGCAGCUCCAUCACCGGGGUCUACCGCAUCCUCCUCCACCGCGCCCACAAGCGCCGGGCCAUGGAGAGCAUGCCUGUGGUCACGCAGGCCGUUGUAGAUCCCAAGAAGGACCGGCUACGGGCCUACCGAAGCCUGCGCCACACCUCCAAACUCUGCACCAUCCUGUAACC